CUGUCAUUCACUCUCUCUCUCCCUCAUGCAUCAGCUUCGUCACCCAUUUGCCAAUUUAUAACCCCAUCAAUCUCCGCCAACUUCUCCAAUCCAAAUCCUCUCCUCUUCUUUUUCUUCCUUCUCUCUUCCUCUGUUCUCUUGUUUUUUCAGUUUCUUGUGUUCGUUUCGGUGUUUUUGAGUGUGAACCAAUAACAGAGCUAGCCAUGGUGGCUCUGUCACAGACAGCAUUAGACCAGUACUCUCUCAUCAAAACAUGCAAGCCUUCAGGCUUCUUCUCUGGGAUUCCUGUGAUAAACCUGACGGACCCUGAUGCCAAGUCUCUCAUAGUUGAAGCUUGUCAAGAGUUUGGGUUCUUCAAGUUGGUCAAUCAUGGAGUCCGAAUGGAGUUCAUAAGCAGAUUAGAAACUCUAGCUAUUAGCUUCUUUGACCUUCCUCAGUCUGAGAAAGAUAAGGUUGGCCCUCCUGACCCUUUUGGCUAUGGCAACAAGAGAAUUGGCCCUAAUGGUGAUAUUGGCUGGAUUGAAUAUCUUCUCCUCAACACUAAUCCUCAAAUCACUUCCCAUAAAACUCUCUCCAUUUCCCAGGAAAACCCUCAAAUUUUCAGCUCUGCUGUGGACGAUUACAUACUGGCAGUGAAGAGCAUGGCUUAUGAAGUACUGGAAUUGAUGGCAGAUGGAUUGGGGAUUGAGCCGAGGAAUGUGCUAAGUAAGCUGGUGAGGGAUGAGAAAAGCGACUCAUGCUUCAGAGUAAACUAUUAUCCACCAUGCCAAGAGCUCCAAGCAUUGAGUGGUAGAAAUUUGGUUGGGUUUGGGGAGCACACAGACCCACAGAUAAUUUCUGUCUUAAGAUCUAACAACACAACUGGCCUGCAAAUCUGUCUGAGAGAUGGGACUUGGGUUUCAGUCCCACCUGAUCAGACCUCCUUUUUCAUCAACGUUGGUGAUGCCUUGCAGGUGAUGACUAAUGGAAGACUUAGGAGUUUGAAGCACAGAGUUUUAGCUGACACUAUAAAAUCAAGAAUUUCAAUGAUCUACUUUGGUGGUCCACCAUUGAGUGAAAAGAUUGCACCUUUGCCAAAUUUAUUAGCAGAAGGAGAAGAAAGCUUAUAUGAGCAGUUCACAUGGUGUGAAUACAAAAACUCUGCUUAUAAGUCAAGAUUGGCUGAUUACAGACUUGGCUUAUUUGAAAAAAAGAAAAAAUUGCGGACCCUUUUAGCAAAUAUUUAACUUAUAGGAUUUUGUCAAAGCUCAAAAACAGGUUUGGAAGUGUUUGACUUAAUUCCCAUAGAUGGAAAAGCAUAUAGGCUGUUCUUUACUUUUCUUAUUUUUUUU
Messenger RNA from Manihot esculenta (cassava), 1331 nucleotides. RefSeq names its product gibberellin 2-beta-dioxygenase. The record is from RefSeq and is a predicted model, not a curated record. NCBI's taxonomy places the organism in Eukaryota, Viridiplantae, Streptophyta, Magnoliopsida, Malpighiales, Euphorbiaceae. The transcript has 3 exons. The coding region runs from base 204 to 1226 and encodes 340 amino acids. Gene Ontology annotation, biological process: gibberellin catabolic process; response to light stimulus.